Molecule: messenger RNA, 672 nt
Organism: Lycium ferocissimum
Lineage: Eukaryota; Viridiplantae; Streptophyta; Magnoliopsida; Solanales; Solanaceae
Product: agamous-like MADS-box protein AGL103
Exons: 1
Coding region: 115-516 (133 amino acids)
Molecular function (GO): DNA binding; protein dimerization activity
Source: RefSeq, a predicted model, not a curated record
CCAAAACUACAAAACUCCCAAACAAAAAACCUACAUAUAAAUAUACGCAUUCUUCUCAGGACUUUACACUUCCUCAAUUUUUAUUUUUUUGGGUGCGAAAAAGGGUUUCAAGCCAUGGCAGAAGUAGAUCAAAACAAGAAGAUCAAACCAAACAAUCCAAAAACUUAUCAAGUGAGAAAAGAAUGCAUAAAGAGGAAAACAAUGGAGCUUUCAACUCUCUGUGAUAUUCCCGUCUGUACUAUUAUUACAAGUCCACAAGGAGAACUCCAAACUUGGCCUGAAAGCUUGGAUGCUGUUAAAGAAGUUCUUGCUAUGUAUACUCAAAAUAAAAAACCGGAAAAAAAGGCCAAGGAACUAUCAUCAUCAUCAGAAGAAAAAGAAAAAGAUGAAGAAGAACAAGGAGAGAAAGAUAUUCUGACCCUAGUGGAAUCCAAACUUGAUGCUGUGAACAAGAGAAUUCGUUUCUUGGAGGACAAGAAUGUUGUUGGUAAGGGUAAAAGAAAGAGAAUUGAAUGAUUUGUUGACAUGGGGGGUGGUGGGGGGGGGGGGGUGUUUAUUUUCUGAAUUUUGGUAACUAGAGUUUCGAUUUAUAGAAGUUGAAAGAUUAUCUGAUUUGGGAAGUGUGUCUUUUACCUUCAAUAUGAAUAUACCUAUAUUUUGCACCUUGGCGUU